AAUGACUUCACGUAAACGCAGUGGUAGUGGUUCCUCAAAAAGACCCAAAGAAAAAGUUGUCUAUAUCUAUGAGCUGUUCUUUCGUGGUGAAGAUCCUAGUCAAGAACGUCGUCCUGAAUAUUCCGAGUUUUGGAAUGAAUUCUUUCUGCUGCAACCAAAUGUUGAAGCAUUGGAGGGUGAAAUUACCAAGCUGACAAGUGAACAAUUCGCUUUGGUUAAGCCCAAUUUAAAUAUGAUUUUCCAGAAAUGUAUAGAAAUGUUGGAUACCGAUCAUCCGAAACGUUUGUGCAAUAGCCUUCAAACACUGUGCUCCAUGUUCUAUGGCAUAUUUAAAAAAUCGACUGCAGAUACCUCAUAUGAUAUACUGAAUGAUAUAUUCGGUUAUGAACAUAUGGACAAAUGGAUGAAACAGUUAAUGGAUCAUUGUAAUCGUAUACUUUUAGGUGAUGUUCCCGAAAAUGCACGCUUUAUGUGCCUCAAAUUAUUAUUGGUUCUAGUAACGGGUACGGAUAAUGUCAGUCAAAAUGUCCUCUUAGAAUAUUUAAUGAUGAACACCCUGUUCGAUGCCUUUGUCAAGUUGCUGAGUGAUCCAACGCUAAGAGCCCAACAUGGUCAUGAUAUUGUUAUACUUCUCACCAUUUUGGUAAAUUAUCGUAAACAUGAAGCUACAAAUCCUUAUAUAGUGCAAUUAUCCAUAUUAGCCGAUGAAUUGGCUCUGAAUGGAUAUGGUCAAAUGAUAUCGCAAUCAUUAAUUGAUUUUUGUCGCCAAUAUAUGCAAAGCCUUAAUAAUGCACAAUCAUCAUCGUGGUUCUCAUCGCUAUCGAAUAUUGUUGGUAAUAUGUUUGUAUCGGAUGAGGGCUGUGAACGUGUACAACAAAUAAAAGCCAAUAAUGGUUUGCUAUUGGCACUCUAUGAGGCAGUGCAUUUAAAUCGAAAUUUUAUCACAACAUUGUCACAUACACAAACCGAAUCCAGUGCACCUCCUUCGCCCAGUAAUACAUUAAGCUUAACCCAGCCGGUGCCGGAUUUGGCAAAUGCACCCAUUAUCGAUAUGACACAAUAUCCAACGAAUUUGCUGGUGGCUGUAUUUCAAUAUUGUUCCAUAGUAAUGCAGGAUAACAAAAACGAAUCCAGUGUGGCCAAUUUGAAAUUAUGUUUCCUCAUAUUAACCUGCAUUUCUGAAGAUCAAUAUGCCAAUUCCAUGAUGCAUGACAGUAAUUUAACAUUUAAAGUUAUGCUGCAUAGAGCCCAAAUGCGUCAUCGUAAAUUAAAUGUUGAUCGUGUGGGUAAAUCCCAACCACUGGCUGCUACAUUAUUAGAUCUUUUGGUUGAGUUUAUUGUAUCACAUUUAAUGAAGAAAUUCCCCAUGGAAUUGUAUUUGCUGUGUGUUGGCGUCAUACAUCGUGUGUUGUGCUAUCAAAAACGUUGUCGUGUACGUUUGAAUUACCCCUGGAAAGAAUUAUGGUCUGCGCUAAUUGGUUUACUAAGGUUUUUGGUGAAUCAAGAACAAACAUUGGUGAAGAAAUGCAAUAUUUUCCAUUUAUCACUGCAGGUGGUAAAUAUUUUCAAUUUGUUUAUAACAUAUGGCGAUACAUUUCUGGCAACCACAAAUAGUUAUGAUGAACUCUAUUAUGAAUUGAAUCGGGAGGAGAAAGUUUUCACCGAAUUGCAUGCAAUGGUUCUCCGCUAUACCACCAUGCCCGACUGUGAAUAUAAAGAUGAUGUCAUUAAACUAUUAAAUGCCUUGGUGAAUAUUUUGGCAAUUGUUAAACAUUUUCAAAAUAAAAUCAAAGAAUGGCUAGCCGAACAGGGCCUAUCGACACCCACCGAAGAACAAAUUCUCGAUGUGGUGAGGAAAAAUUACGAUUUAACGCUAAAACUGCAAGAUUCCCUAGAUCAUUAUGAUCGUUAUGCGGAGGCACCACAUCACACAACAUUUUUCAAAACCAUGGUACGAGACGUUGUGGCCGAUACACGUAAACAAAUCUAUGGCUAUGUUAAGGACGCUGUAUCAACUAUACCUGAACCCGAUGCCAUGUUAACAUCAACAUCCUCCAAUUCGUAAAAGGUGUAUAUUUAUAUAUAUUU
Molecule: messenger RNA, 2088 nt
Organism: Musca vetustissima
Lineage: Eukaryota; Metazoa; Arthropoda; Insecta; Diptera; Muscidae
Product: armadillo-like helical domain-containing protein 3
Exons: 6
Coding region: 2-2065 (687 amino acids)
Biological process (GO): regulation of Golgi organization
Cellular component (GO): cytosol
Source: RefSeq, a predicted model, not a curated record